Messenger RNA from Solanum stenotomum, 563 nucleotides. RefSeq lists its product as uncharacterized. Bases 39 to 545 code for a protein of 168 amino acids. The transcript has 2 exons. The record is from RefSeq and is a predicted model, not a curated record. NCBI's taxonomy places the organism in Eukaryota, Viridiplantae, Streptophyta, Magnoliopsida, Solanales, Solanaceae.
AGGGAGAGAGAGAGAGAGAGAGAGAGAGGAGAGAUAGAAUGCUGGGAAGAGUAAGACGAUCGACGAUCAGCUCGCUGGAGCAAUUGGAGCUGGAGAGGCCAUCGUCGAAGAUCAUCAAAGCUGAUUCUCUCUCCAUAUAUGAGACAACUCUUAUGAAGCUACGGGAAGGCUCUCGGCGAGAUACAAGCUUUCCUGCAGAGAGUUCAGUAGAUGGAAAUAUAUGUUGCAUUACUUCAGGAGGUUCACCCAGAGAGGAGGCAUCAAUAACUGAUACUGAUUCUUCCAGGGAAUAUCUUGAAGAUACCAGUAGUUGUCAGCCCACAGGCUCCUUGAAAGAAACAAAGAAGAGCAACUUUUCACUUGCUUACAUGUUUUCUAGGUAUAAAAGUUCUCAGUGUGCUGGAGGCAUAAAUGAGGAGGAUGCAAUGGAUAUAGAAGACAAUACUUGUUCUGCAAACUCUUCACUUAGUCCUAACAAUUCUCAGUUGAUGAGCAGCUCAGUACUGUCCACAAUACAGGAACACAUUUGUUCCCCUAUGAUUUGAGUUAAGAUUAUUGCUCAA